AUGCAGGAAGAUGAGCGUGGCUUCGCAGCCCCGCAUGGGGCCGCAGUGUCGUCCCAGCCCGGGUGUGACGACUCAGGUGCCGGGGGUGCACGGUGGCCGCGGGAGCCUCCGGAGCAGGAGCUGAAGCAGUGGCGGCACAACGCACAGCAGCUGCAGCAGCUCAAGCACCUGGAGUCCUUUUAUGAAAAACCUCCUCCUGGGCUUAUCAAGGAAGAUGAGACUAAGCCAGAAGACUGUAUACCAGAUGUCCCAGGCAAUGAACAUGCCAGGGAAUUUCUGGCCCAUGCACCAACCAAAGGACUUUGGAUGCCACUGGGGAAAGAAGUCAAAGUCCUGCAGUGUUGGUGCUGUAAACGAUAUGGUCACCAAACAGGCGACAAAGAAUGCCCUUUUUUUAUCAAAGGCAACCGAAAGUUAGAACAGUUCAGAGUAGCACAUGAAGAUCCCAUGUAUGACAUCGUACGAGAGAAUAAAAGACAUGAAAAGGAUGUAAGGAUACAACAGUUAAAACAGUUACUGGAGGAUUCAACAUCAGAUGAAGAUGGGAGCAGCUCCAGUUCCUCAGAAUGUAAAGAGAAACACAAGAAAAAGAAGAAAGGAAAGCAUAAGAAAAAGAAAAAACGAAAGCAUAAGUCUUCUAAGUCAAAUGAGAGUUCAGACUCAGAAUGACAAGAGCUUGACUUGUUCAACAUUCUCUUCUCAAAAAUCAAACACUGUGGCCAAAGAUCAGAGGAAUGUGGAAUCAGAGAGGAAUAGGA
Molecule: messenger RNA, 758 nt
Organism: Balaenoptera acutorostrata (minke whale)
Lineage: Eukaryota; Metazoa; Chordata; Mammalia; Artiodactyla; Balaenopteridae
Product: retinitis pigmentosa 9 protein-like
Exons: 2
Coding region: 1-669 (222 amino acids)
Biological process (GO): RNA splicing
Source: RefSeq, a predicted model, not a curated record